Messenger RNA from Ochlerotatus camptorhynchus, 1520 nucleotides. RefSeq names its product cytochrome b-c1 complex subunit 2, mitochondrial (gene UQCR-C2). Gene Ontology annotation, molecular function: metal ion binding. The record is from RefSeq and is a predicted model, not a curated record. Bases 123 to 1448 code for a protein of 441 amino acids. Gene Ontology annotation, cellular component: mitochondrion. The transcript is spliced from 5 exons. Lineage: Eukaryota; Metazoa; Arthropoda; Insecta; Diptera; Culicidae.
AAAAAAAAACUCUCAUUCGAUCCAGCUGUCAUACUUUUAAAUCCGAAUCGAAUCCCCUUUCAUCAGCGCGAGUGUCGUAUCUAGAAUAACACCGAAACCCAGCCGAACCUAGACGAGGAAUAAUGGCAUCCGCUGUUUCGAAGACUCCGAUGCUUCGUGCCGCUGCGGCUCGUGGAUUCGCAGCUCAGGCACAGGCUGCUGCCUGCAGCCGUGGUGCGGCUGAUGUCCAGUGCACCAACCUGCCGAACAAGUUGACGGUCGCUUCGGCCGAAUCCGGUGCUGCCGUAGCUCGGGUUUCUAUUGUUUAUCGUGCCGGAUCCCGUUGCGAAGCCGCCGAUAAUUUGGGUGCCUCGCAUGUCCUGCGAGCAGCUGCUGGUCUGUCGACGAAGACCGCCACUAAUUUCGGUAUUACUCGCAACCUGCAGCAGGUUGGUGCUUCGUUGACCGCCGUCUCGGACCGUGAGCUCAUUACGUAUACCGUCGCCGUUACCAAGGAUGAGUUGGAAACCGGAUUGAAGUACUUGGAGGCCGCUGCCACUGGUCAGGUCUUCAAGCCUUGGGAGUUGGCCGAUUUGACCGCAAUGGUCAAGGCCGACAUCGCCCGAGUUCCAGUUGAAGUGGAAGCAGUUGAGUCCUUGCACAAGGCCGCUUUCCACAGCGGCAUCGGUAAUUCGCUCUUCUGUCCAAGCUACAACGCUGGAAAGCACUCGUCGGAAACCAUGCAGCACUUCGUGGCCACCAACUGCACCACUAACCGUGCUGCCGUUGCUGGAGUUGGUGUCGAUCAUCAGUUGUUGGUUGGAUUUGCUCAGAGCCUGAACCUGGAAUCGGGUGGCAGCGGUGAUAGCAAAACUGAUAGCUUCAACAGCAGCGAAGUUCGUCAUGAGCGCGGAGGAAACCGGGCUGCCGUGGCUGUUGCCACUCAGGGCGCUGGUUGGGGCAAUCUGAAGGAAUGCAUUGCCCACAUCGUCUUGCAGGCUGCUUGCGGAUCAGGCCCGGUCACUAAGCGUGGUGCCAACAAUGGUGUCUUGACCAAACAAAUCGGAAACAGCGUUGCGUGCAGUGCCAUCUGCCCAACCUACAGCGAUAAUGGUCUGUUCGGGUUCGUCGUAGUCGGUGAUGCCAACGAGGUCGGCAAAGCUGUCGAAGCCGGAGUCAAGGGUCUGAGGUCGUUGAAUGUGACCGAUGCCGAUGUUGCCCGUGGCAAAGCAGUAGCCUUCGCUUGGAUUGCCGAGCAUUUGGAAAAUCACUGCACGUUGGCGUUCGAUUUGGGCGAACAGGCUGCCCUGUUGGGAAAGAUCCACAAGAAGGAAGAAAUCCUUGGCGCUCUUGAUAGCGUUUCGGUCAGCGAUGUACAGGCGGCCGCACGAAAAGUCGCUUCCGGAAAGCUGGCCGUUGGUGCUGUGGGUAACUUGAGCAGUGUUCCGUACCUUUGCAACCUGCACUAAAUCGGGAAAGCGCAUGGCAAGCGUAAAGGCUUCUGUAGCUUGUAAAAUUGAUUCUUUAUAAAUUAACAAAAA